GCCAGGCACCAUCGCCAAUUGGCCGGAUAAAAAAAAGGCGUGUACCUGCAGAUCCGAGCGCAGCCCCCCAGUUGCCCCCUGGCACGGCACAUAUUCUCGACUCAGCCAACGCGAACUGCCCAUGACAGCCCAGGUCCGCCAGCACAAGCGCCAUCGUCCAGCCAAUUCGCGCGCGGUGAUCUGCCCAGACGACGCUCCCCAAGCGCCGCGUCUGGCCACUCCUGGCCCUAAUCCUGCUAGUAAACUCUCCUUUUGCCAGCAACCGUCUUUGGCGACCCCCUCGACUUUCAUCAAGCUCUCCCAUUUGUGCAAGGUCAUGUACCUACAUAUCGGUGUCGCGGGGGAAUAACACGACAAUAUGCAAACCGUCCAAGCGUCCAGCGCCGACACGCGCCCUCUGCCAGUCUCGCCGCCACGCCAAAAGGGCUCCUCGCUCGCCUCCAUUGCCAUUUCAUCCUUUGCUGCCUUUCGGUCCCAGGCUCCCCAACCUGCUCCUGCUCCUGCUCCUCCUUUCGGCCUCCAGUCGCCGCCCGUCCGCAGAAAGCCCUUGCCUGUAGACUCGCCCAUUGUAGGCCGCUUUCUUGUCGAUCAGUUCAAUAGGCCAAUUGCUACUACUGCCGCACCAUCGCUUAAUAGCAGCCUCGCGCCGCCUGUCACUGACGAAGACCUCUUCGUGCCUCGCAAUCUCGACGAUAACCCGCAUGGACGGACUCCUCUGACGGGAACUACGUCGCAACCUGCAUCCGUGUCCCCUAAAAGCUUCCCUGUGACGGCUACCCUGCCAGACCCAAGGCAUGACCGACCAGCCAGCAGCAUACACCCCCAGCAGCAAAGCAGGUCAGAGGCCCUAAAAGCAUUUGGCAUCAGCGGAAUACACGCCCGCUCUCCUACCAUGCCUAAUAUGCCAUCGUACACCAACACAAACAACGCACAACGACCACAACCAAAGUUAGAUAUAGACGGCGCUACAGACGACUUCAUGGACACCUACUCCUACAGUCCCGAAGGAGACUCACGAUCAAAGCAAAACAACAAGCCCAAGUCCCCGGGAGGAGGAGGUUUCACCUCCUUCUUUGGCUGGAACUCCCGCGCUCAAAACGGCCCCGAAUCGGCGGGUACAGGCUAUUCCGAACACUCUCCAAACCUAGACUCCCCACGCUUCAGCAGACCUAACAAGGCCAAGCCCAUCGGCCUAGAUAUACCAGCUGCCAACUCUAUGGGUUCAUACUUUAACAUCCCCGGAACCCCACUUUUAUCUUCUUCGCCACAGAUGAAUGCGCACGUCGAGGAGCUGGAGCGCGAGCUCCGCGAGGUCAGCUCCGAGCUGGCUGCCUCGAUUCAAAGAGAGAUGGAACUCGAGGAUGAGGUGGAGCGGUGGAAAGCCGAAAGCUCUACUGGCAUCUCAGAUAACCGACGGACGAGUGACUACUACUCAGACUCCGGCACCAGCUCUGUUCGAUUCCCCAUUACCGAUCCAGAAUCCAAGCUUGAAGAGCUGGACACGCAACGUAGAAAAGCCGAGCAAGAGCGCGCUUCUCUCAAAGUACGCAUGGCCGAGCGUUUACAAGAAGAGCUUCGUCGACGCCGAGAUCUUGAAGAGCAAGUGCAACAGCUUGAAGACCAGGUUAGCAAUAAGUCAAGAGUAGGCUCGGUCGUCGAAGCACCACAGGUCAAAGAGCUAGCACUGUCUCUUGAAGAUGCCAAAAGGCGUCUGGCUGAGGAGCGGCAGGUCAAGGAGAACUUUGAAGAUCUCCUGACAGCCCUCCGCGAAGAGCUGGAGAAGCACCGCAACGAGGCCGACAACUUGCGCGACGAAGUCGUUCCACAGCUCAGGGCUCGACUAGAAGUCUUGGAGGCGGAUGCCGCCGAUACUGAAAAACUCGUCUACGAGUCCAGCCGCAUGCAACAAGAGAUCAAACAAUUACGAAGCGAAAAUGAAUCGCUCGCCAAAGCCCGAAAACAGCAGCUUUUGCAACAACAACAGGGACAACCUGUUCAGUUUCAAUCAAUUGCGGAAGAAGCAGACAUCACUCCCCUAUCAAACAUGCGCGUUGGUCUGACACGUUCAAACUCACUAGCUCGUAGUUCUGCUGGUCUCAAUUCCAAGAGGGGAUCACUGUCACGGUCCAACUCUGUCAAGGAUAGAUCAGGUGACAUGUCUCCUGUAGGUGCACCGGCAGUCAGCAACCCAAUGAAGGAACUCGAGGAGCAGCGAGAUGCGCUACACAAAGCAUUAAAACAUCUACUCCAACGACAAGAGAUGCAGCAAAGAGAGUUCCAGCGACGUAUUAGGGAGGUAGAGGCCGAAAGGGAUGCUGCUCUAAACCUCACUCCCCGACGGACUGCGUUCCACAAGGAGGUCACGGGAUUGCGACGAGAGGUCGAUUCUCUUCGACGCCGUGCAGACGAUGCACUUGAGCAGAAAUGGCAGUGUGAAAAGGGCUUGGGUGGAUUGAGAAUGGAUCUGGAUCGUGCUCAGCAAGAAACCAGCUCGCUCCGUGAUCUUCUCCGAGAACACGACAUUACGAUACCUGAAAUCCGCAUCGAAAACGAACCCAUGGCUUUGGACAAGGCUUACAACGAGCUGCGAACUACGCACGCACUGUCUCUUGCUCGUGUGAAACAGCUAGAAACAAGUGACGCAGACUCGCUUGGGGCGGCUAGCGCUGAAACAGAGAGAACGCUGGACCUGCUCAAGCAGAGCAUCUCUGAUGCCGAGGCCGAACGUGACUACGCCCAACGCGAAGCUGAGCAAUACCGCCAGCAAGCUCGUGCCCUCCAACAAUCCGAGAUUGAACACCUUGGCAAGGAGCAGCAGCUCAGCAAGGAGUUGUUUGCUGCUGCUACCCGAAUGGAUGAACUCUCCAACAAGAUCCAAAACCAGCUGACUGCCAACAACGCUCUGCGAGGACGUCUCACUGAGGCUAUCAUCCGCGGAGAACAGGAGCAGCAAAAGUCGACCGACCAGAUUGUGCAGCUCGAGAAGAGGCUCAAGGCGGCAGAGGACAAGGUCAUGCUUGCCCAACAGUCGUCGGAAGAGGCAAUUGCACGUCACGAAGGCGAGGUGCAAGCUCUCAAGGAGGGCCAUACCAACCACUUACGCCGCGUCAAGUCUGGACUACUCAGUCCUUCUGCCUUUUCUCCCAAGUUCCCAACAUCUCCAGUCUUUGCCCAGAAGUCGCCCCGUCUGACCGUAACGACAAGUGGACCGGCCAUGACGUUUGCCGAGGCUACCAAGACGGAGAUGCUCGAGAAGCGAGUAGAGGAGCUCGAGAAGGCUCUCCGAGAUGCUGAUCACGAAAUGGAAGAAGUCGUCGGCCGCAUGAACCUCGCUCAGAUGGAGGUGGCCGACCUGCAGUUUGAGAGGGACGAGGCCAUGAGGCAAACUAGAGGACUUCAAGCUGAGAUUCUUGCCGAGCGCGAAAAGGUCAAGGCCUUGAUGGCCACGACUGCAUAAGCCGCUUUAACGAGACUGCGACACUUACCCACCACGUAAUGUUUUUUCUACCAACCGCCAGCCCCUUGGAGACUACUAUAGUGUCUUGGGCACACUUAUUGCAUCUUUGGCGUUUCCCAAUGACCCAUUGCAUUUACCACGGGUGCCACGAUCAUACGUAUACUACACUUCACCUUUACAUAUCUUGUCUUAUUACAUACCUUUGCCUGUGGGCAGUCGACAACCUUUGGCCGACAAUGUUCUAUACCCGUCGGCGGUACGCUGUUACGCGACCUUUCUAUAUUCGACCCGCGGCAGUCUAUUGAGGAGAGUGACCGAGAGGGGGAUUUUAUUUGGGAGCAUUUUGCUCAAUGUGGAUGGAUCUGUACCCUCGCGCAGGGUCUGCAUGUUGUAGUUGUACUAUAUAUAAUAAUGGUGUAAUGGAUGAUGGUCGAAUGUCGC
Messenger RNA from Bipolaris sorokiniana ND90Pr, 3898 nucleotides. RefSeq lists its product as uncharacterized. The coding region runs from base 359 to 3457 and encodes 1032 amino acids. The transcript has 3 exons. The record is from RefSeq and is a predicted model, not a curated record. NCBI's taxonomy places the organism in Eukaryota, Fungi, Ascomycota, Dothideomycetes, Pleosporales, Pleosporaceae.